Messenger RNA from Folsomia candida, 1305 nucleotides. It is a transcript of the gene eIF3i, whose product is annotated as eukaryotic translation initiation factor 3 subunit I. Gene Ontology annotation, cellular component: eukaryotic translation initiation factor 3 complex, eIF3m; cytoplasm. Gene Ontology annotation, molecular function: translation initiation factor activity; protein binding; RNA binding. Gene Ontology annotation, biological process: cytoplasmic translational initiation. The record is from RefSeq and is a predicted model, not a curated record. Bases 115 to 1092 code for a protein of 325 amino acids. The transcript has 5 exons. NCBI's taxonomy places the organism in Eukaryota, Metazoa, Arthropoda, Collembola, Entomobryomorpha, Isotomidae.
UGCGGCAGGCUGCUGCUAACUCUGUUCAUUCUUUUGUAGCAGUCUGACAGUGACAACUUUCCCUACCAGAUUUUUUUAAAUUACGCCGGCUCUUGGUAAGAUAAGAUUCAAAAAAUGAGACCGUUGAUUUUGCAAGGGCACACUCGUGCCAUUACGCAAAUCAAGUACAACCGAGAGGGUGAUCUUAUCUUCUCGUCGUCCAAGGAUGCAAAUCCCUGCGUGUGGUACUCUUCCAAUGGGGAACGAGUUGGUACGUUCGAUGGUCAUAAUGGAGCCGUUUGGUGCAUCGAUAUCGACUGGAAGACGGAUAAGUUCCUCUCCGGCGGUGGUGACAUGACGAUUCGACUCUGGGACUGCGAGACGGGCAAAAUGUUGAACAAGGUUGACCGAGAUUCUCCUGUGCGAACGGCAUUGUUCAGUUACAGCGGAAAUAUGGCCGUGUACACGACUGAUGCAGCGAUGAGCAAACCGUGUGAAAUCUUUUUUGCAGACGUGAGAGAUCCAACCAUGCUGGGAGAGUCGAUGACCAAAUCGACAGUAGAAGGGUCAAAGGUGACAUCGAUUUUGUGGGGCCCACUGGACGAUACCGUUGUCACUGGACAUGAGAGUGGCAAGUUAACGCAAUGGGAUCUUAGGACAAAUAAAAUUGUGACAACGGCAGAAGACCAUCAUGGCAAUAUAAAUGAUAUGCAGCCCAGCAAGGAUGGAACCAUGUUUAUUACGGCAUCAAAGGACAACACCUCCAAACUUUUUGAUAUCGAUACCUUGGAACUACUGAAAACGUAUAAAACUGAUCGCCCCGUAAAUAGUGCUGCUAUUGCACCCAACUAUGAACAUAUUCUGCUUGGCGGAGGUCAAGAAGCGAUGGACGUUACUACGACCGGAGCUAAAGAAGGAAAAUUCGAAGCACGAUUCUACCAUUUGGUAUUUGAGGAGGAAUUUGCCCGUGUCAAGGGUCAUUUUGGCCCCAUCAACAGUUUGACCUUUCACCCAAGAGGAACUCAAUAUACAUCAGGAGCUGAAGAUGGUUUUCUUCGAGUGCAUAACUUUGAUAAGUCGUACUAUGAUUAUAAAUCGGACUUUUUCCUUUAGGCGAUACUGUUAUAUAAGAUUUUUUGUUGUGCCUGUGUGUGUACACGUAACUUGUCCACCCUGACCUCCCACGCACACACACACACACAUCUUCGUGUUAUAAGUAAUAUUUUUAUUAUUUAGUUAAAACAUUUUACAAUGUCUCAUUUUUGCAAAAGGAUAAAAUUAAAAAAUCUAGAAACGUACAAAUAAAUUCUUACUACUCUUGUUCGA